Aspergillus aculeatinus CBS 121060 is the source of this 475-nucleotide messenger RNA. RefSeq lists its product as uncharacterized. The record is from RefSeq and is a predicted model, not a curated record. The coding region runs from base 163 to 432 and encodes 89 amino acids. The transcript has a single exon. NCBI's taxonomy places the organism in Eukaryota, Fungi, Ascomycota, Eurotiomycetes, Eurotiales, Aspergillaceae.
ACACCAUGCUGACGAGUUGACUAGUUGUAUGCCGAAGAGUAUAACGACGAGAUGCCUCGCCCCGUAAUCAGCUCUCCUUGUUUGUGACGUUGUGGCUUCAUCCAUCGAUACCUUUCGUAGUACUACCUCCUGCCAUCUAAUAACCCAUUUUUUCUUUUCUCAAUGGAUAAUGGGAUACAAGGCAGGAGAAGAAAGACAGGCACUGCGACUUAUUUCCGCUUCACCCCUCUACAAUGGCCUGUUAAGCGGCCGUUAAGACGCAGUGGCACAUAUGUAUCCGAAUUACGGAGUACAAGUAGUAGAUUUAUAUUGAUAGUCAAUAUGUUAGGAUGUGCCAUUUUAUGCAUUACGAUAUCCUUGCGUCAACAAUAUGCCUCAUUCCGGUCACGGAGGUGUCAGUCUAUGUCCCUAGUAAACCCUCCCAACAGCUAGAGCGGCCUUCCAAGGCGACUGACAACCUUACUACUAACCACCC